AUGGAGUCAUCAGUAGCACUGGGCAGUAAAGCCGAGUUUUUCAGAGCUCUAGACGCCGUAUGGGAUGACGACCAAGAUCAACCCGAUAAGGAGCAAGCAGAGCUGAGGAGGCGCUAUCGGGAUGCUCAGGUUCGGCACGAGGAGAGCAAAGAUGCUGUCAACAUUUCGGCACAGGGUUCCGUUGACAUACCUCGCGAGCAUUCCAUUCAGCCCAUAUCCCAGGUACAAUCAGCACCGAACCCAGGCAUACUGGACAUUGCCCGUGACAAGACCAUCGAAGGAACGCCACUGAACAAAAUCACUCAGAUGGAGGCUCGGCAGGAGGGUCUUGCGGUGACAGCCAAGACUACCUCCUUCGUCGAAGAGACGCCAGCGGCUGCAUCAAGAAGGAUUGGUGCCAGGCAGCCCGCAACAUUGCGUCGAAUCGCAACGAGCCCGCUCCCUAUUUCCAGACCUUCAAUCAGGGACUCUCAAUCUACCGCGUUAGCAGGCACCAGAAAGACAAAGAGGAAACGAGCCUUGGGCGGGCUCGCUGGUAGCAGCACCUUGGACGAUGCUAUUCCCGAAGAGCGUCGGGUAUUCAAGGACUUGUCCUUCUUCUACAUACCGAACGACGACAUCGCCCCGGCACGAAGACGUCGUAUAGGUAUAGCGCAAAAGUUUGGCGCACUAUGGGUCAGAAAGCCAGAGCUGGCCACUCAUGUCAUCGUUGAUAAUGGUUUCUCCUACAAGGACAUUGAGAGCAUAGUUUCCCCGGUUGUGACUGUCUCUGACGGCCGGGUUCCUCCAGCAAUUGUGAGGGAAAACUUUCAGGGCGACUCUGUGGAGAUUGGGUUUGUUGUCAACCCUGACCAGCCCAAGUAUCAUAUCCGAGGUUGCCCUCUGCCGGGGACGGGACGAAACAAUGAGAUCAAAGGGCCGUCACCAACACCAGGGAUCGCCGAGGCAACUCCCAGUCAAGACAAUCCUUCAAGCUCGGGUGAAUCACUUCAGCUGAAAAACAAACAUCGGUCCAGACCACUCACCCGUAGUCAAGUUACGCCAGUCGCUACCCCGCCUCGGGAAGCUGAAGCAGAGAUCACCAGCGACGGGAAUGAUGCUAGGGACACAACUAUCAACAUUAUAUCCUCGUCAAAUAACACUCCAGAUGAGGGCAAUGGUGAACAAGCCCCCACAAACACCGAAAAGAGUAUCCAGGGGGCUACCAACUUAGGCGUUAGAGAUGAGCUCACAUCCUGCAUCGAGAUUGCGACACGGUAUAAGAACCUGCCACUGGAUGAAGAUGAAGACGAAGCCAAUUCUGUAAGGGAUUCGGAGUCCCCUGAUUCGGACAAUGAUGGCAGUGGAUCUGAAGAGAAGCAUGAGGCCAAGAAACGGAAAUCGGCACCCAAACCCAAACCCGGUUCCAAAGACAUUGAAUGGAAAGACAGGUUUGCUUGUCACCGUGGUGGUACCAUCGACAGCAGAGGCCAUACUUCAGUGAACUCAGACAACCCAAACGCACGCACAAUCGAAAUCCUACAACAAAUGUGUGCCUAUUACUCUCAAACCAAUGACCACUGGCGAACCACGGCCUACAGGAGAGUAAUCAACACUUUACGGCGGCAGAAGCACAAAAUUACAACCGAGGAGGAGGCCGUCCGGCUUCCUAGUGUCGGGUCUCGUCUGGCCAAGAAGAUCGAAGAGAUUGUUGCGACGGACCGCCUGCAACGACUAGAGCAUGCGCUCAACGAGCCUCUCGACAAGGUGCUUCAGUUAUACCUGGGCAUCUACGGUGUUGGUCUCACGCAGGCGCGGCGGUGGAUCUCUCGGGGCUUUCGCACACUUGAUGAUUUGAAAAGACCCGAAGCCAACCUGAACAAGAACCAGCGCAUGGGACUGGAGCACUACGAAGAUCUAAACACGCGUAUCCCACGGUCCGAAGUAGAAGCUCUAGGCUCACUAAUACAGCGCGAAGCAGCCAAGAUUGACGACCAGGUCGAGCUGCUCAUCGGUGGGAGCUAUCGCCGCGGUGCUAACAGCUCCGGGGACGUCGACUUUAUCGUCACCCGAAAAGGCACGGUCAGCACGGAUGAGCUGGUGCCAUUUCUGGAGCGACUGGUCGCACGCCUGACCGAAACGGGUGUUAUUGUAGCCACAGUCGCAGCGCUUCACGUCAGCAAGUCAGGGGCCAGCAAGUGGCACGGCUGCUGCGUCUUGCCCCCGGAGGAGAUGCCUUUGCAGCCUGGUGACGGCAAUGAUGGGCGCGAAAAACAUGACAACUACAAGCCAGUCUGGCGGCGCGUCGACUUUCUUUUGGUGCCCGAGACGGAGUACGGCGCGGCGCUCAUAUACUUCACCGGGAAUGACCUCUUCAAUCGGAGUAUCAGGCUUCUGGCGUCCAAGAAAGGCAUGCGGCUCAACCAGCGAGGACUGUAUUCGGACGUAAUGAGGGGUCGUGGGAGGGAGAAGAUGACGGAAGGGCAGUUGAUUGAGGGGAGUGAUGAAAGGCGGAUAUUUGAGAUUCUGGGGGUUAAAUGGAGGGAACCGUGGGAAAGAUGGUGUUGA
Molecule: messenger RNA, 2547 nt
Organism: Pyricularia grisea
Lineage: Eukaryota; Fungi; Ascomycota; Sordariomycetes; Magnaporthales; Pyriculariaceae
Exons: 1
Coding region: 1-2547 (848 amino acids)
Biological process (GO): double-strand break repair via nonhomologous end joining
Cellular component (GO): nucleus
Molecular function (GO): DNA-directed DNA polymerase activity; DNA binding
Source: RefSeq, a predicted model, not a curated record